AUGGUGAUGGAGUUUUUCUCGGACAUCGCGGUCCACUGGAGUUUUUCUCGGACAUCGCGGUCCACUGGAGUUUUUCUCGGACAUAUUGGCGGUCCACUGGAGUUUUUCUCGGACAUCGCGGUCCACAUGAAGAAGGAGGAGGGGGGGGGGGACGAGACGAGCAAACAGGGGCCACAAUAUUUUGUACUUGCUUCUCAGCCAAUGCAAAGCAGACUACCCAGUGACAAGUUCGAGACGUUGCCAUGUCAGGGGGAAUUUUGUAUUUGCUUCUCAGCCAUGGAUGUGGACAAGUUCGAGACGUUGCCAUAG
Molecule: messenger RNA, 309 nt
Organism: Seminavis robusta
Lineage: Eukaryota; Bacillariophyta; Bacillariophyceae; Naviculales; Naviculaceae
Source: the annotation of a GenBank genome assembly